CACACACACACACACACACACACACACUCACACUCACACCCACUCCCUCCUCCAGCCCCACCGCCCCCGCCAUGGCCGCGUCCACCCUGUCCGUCUGCUCCAGCGACCUGAGCUAUGGCAGCCGCGUCUGCCUGCCCGGGGCCUCGGACUCCUGCCCCGACUCCUCCUGGCAGGUGGACGACUGCCCAGAGAGCUGCUGCGAGCCCCCGUGCUGCGCCCCCGCCCCCUGCCUGACCCUCCUGUGCGGCCCCUCCUCCCCCUGCCAGGGAGACUGCUGCACUCAUGAAUGCUGCAAGCCCGUCUGCUGCACCCCUGUGUGCUGCAAGCCCGUCUGCUGCACUCCUGUCUGCUGCGAGGACUCCCCCUGCUCAGCCCCCUCCUGCUGCCAGCCCAGCCCCUGCUGCAGACCCUCCUCCUGCGUGUCCCUGCUCUGCCGUCCCGUGUGCAGGCCCACCUGCUGCACCCCUGUCUGUUGCAAGCUCUUUUCCUGCACCCCUGUGUGCUGCGAGGACUCUCCCUGCACAACCUCUUCAUGUUGCCAGCCGUCCUGCUGCACCUCCUCCCCCUGCCAGGAAGACUGCUGCAAGCCCGUCUGCUGCACCCCUGUCUGCUGCAAGCCCGUCUGCUGCACCCCUGUGUGCUGUAAGCCCGUCUGCUGCACCCCUGUCUGCUGCAAGCCUGUGUGCUGCACCCCUGUCUGCUGCGAGGACUCCCCCUGCACAACCUCUUCAUGCUGCCAGCCCAGCCCCUGCUGUAGACCCUCCUCCUGCGUGUCCCUGCUCUGCUGCCCUGUGUGCAGGCCCUCCUGCUGCGCCCCUGCCUCCUCCUGCAGGUCCAGCUGCUGCCGCCCUGCCUCCUGCGUGUCCCUGCUCUGCCGCCCCGUGUGCCCCCGCCCUGCCUGCUGUGGCCCUGCCUCGGGCCAGUCCUGCUGCUGAGCCUUCCUAGACAUCACCCAGGGUCCUCUCCGGGCAGGACGCUGACCUCAAGCCAGCUGUGCCCCCUGUGGCUGGCACAAGCGCCAGGGGAAGGAGCGCCCUCCUCCCGGCCUGGCCGCUUAUUCAGGGACCUGGGAUGCUCACCACAUCUGCCCUGACCCCAGCUGCACAAAGGCACCCAGCGGCACCAGCCCCAUGAGCUCUGGGGUGUUCCUUGUCCCCCAGCAGACCUGGCCCCACCCCAGCAGUGACAUCACCUCUGAGUCCUAAUAAAGCCGUCUCUGACUC
Molecule: messenger RNA, 1223 nt
Organism: Felis catus (domestic cat)
Lineage: Eukaryota; Metazoa; Chordata; Mammalia; Carnivora; Felidae
Product: keratin-associated protein 10-7-like
Exons: 1
Coding region: 72-935 (287 amino acids)
Cellular component (GO): keratin filament
Source: RefSeq, a predicted model, not a curated record